This is a messenger RNA of Thlaspi arvense, 1299 nucleotides long. NCBI's taxonomy places the organism in Eukaryota, Viridiplantae, Streptophyta, Magnoliopsida, Brassicales, Brassicaceae. The record is from the annotation of a GenBank genome assembly.
UGAUCAAGAAAAAAAAGACUGAAAACAAAAGGUGUUAAAUUGCAUAAAUUCCUCCCAAUUCCACUCGUUAGCAACUGGUGUAUUAAAAACAAAUUCAGCUGAAAUUCAGCUAAAUUCAGCAAUUCAGCUGUUACCAGUUACAGCCUACGCUCCUUUCAGAAAUUACGUGUGAAUUUUUUCCAUCUUUUUUCUCUGAACACCUAAUUAUCUAGUCUAUCUUAUCUUUUUCUAUUUCUUCCUGUCCUCUAUAUAAAAAUCAUUUCCACGUGAAUUACCGGUUUCGUGUUCCUUCAGGAUUCCUCAGUUUAUAAAGUUGAAUUCUGAUAGAGAAAGAACAUAGAAGCAGAAUAAAAAAAAAAAAACAAAGAAGUGAAAGAAAAAAAAGAAAAAUGAGUAGCUCCGAUGCUCAGCUUCACAAUGUUUUCGUCUAUGGUAGCUUUCAGGAGCCUGAAAUCGUCAACAUAAUGCUUGAACGUACCCCUGAGAUCAUCUCUGUAACACUCCCUGGCUUCAAGAGGUUUAGGCUCAAAGGACGUUUGUAUCCAUGUGUUAUACCAUUUGAGGCAGGAGAAGUACAUGGAAAGCUGCUAAUGGGAUUAACCGAUGAAGAGCUUGCGAAUGUAGAUGCAGUUGAAGGUAAUGAAUAUGAGAGAGUGACAGUUGAGGUUGUAAGGAAGGACAAUUCCGAGAAAAUGACAGUGAAAACAUAUUUAUGGGUCAACAAGGAUGAUCCUGAUAUGUAUGGAGAAUGGGAUUUCGAGGAAUGGAAACGACUGCACAAGCAAAAAUUCAUAGAAUCGUUCAAAGAAAUCAUGGAAUGGAAGAGGAAUCCUCAGGGAAAGGUUAGAGAUGAUUUCAACCAUAUCCUACGCGAAGAUGCUCCAUCGUCUUGAGUGAGUAUGUUCCAUAUGUCACAUGUGUUUCUAAAUUUCGAGUUAAAUAAAGACUUCAGAAUAAUUGGUAUUGUGGAGAUCAAUGAAAAAUAUGGUAACAUCGUGCUAUUGUAAGAUUAGAGUUGUUGUAGAUUUAUUAUUGUAUGAUAAGUCUCUUGGAGACUAUUGGCUUCUGUAUGUUUGGUUGAUGCUAUGCAUAUGGCGUCUAUUUGAAAUAUAAGUGUUUAUGGAUUAAGUAAUUAAAGAAAGUAGGUUAUUGAACUAACCUUGUAGCAUCGUCUACGAGGGAUACUAAUUAAUUUAUGUGUAUUGAUCCUAUUAUAUAGCAUAAAUCAGCCUGAUAGGAAACAAACGAGAAGUAUAAUCUCAAUAAAACUCAUUAUUAAAUUCAGCAAAACUGCCGACA